AUGGCGGGCUCUAAUCCAGAGGUGAAGCUGCGUCGCCGGCGCCGGCAAGAACCUCUGCAGCAGGAGGAGCAGCAGCAGCAGCAGCAGCAGCAGCGGCGGCGGCGGCGGCGGCGGCAUCAUCAUCACCAUCAGCAGCAGCAGCAACAGCAGGAGCAGCAGCAGCAGCAGCAGCAGCUGCGGCAGCAGGGCGACUUCCACGAGCAGGAGCCGCACGUGCAGCUUCAGGGGCCCCCACCGCCGCCCGCGCAGCAGCUGCUAUCUCUGCAGCAGGACUUGAACCCCCUGCCCAAGCUGCGGCGCGGCUGGCGGUGGUAUCUGGUGUUGGCAAAGAGGUUGCUGGUGGCGAAGGGCCUAGUGUUGUUGGCGGCCGCGGCGAUCAACAGCCUCCCCAACGGCGGCAUGUGA
Monoraphidium neglectum is the source of this 405-nucleotide messenger RNA. RefSeq lists its product as hypothetical. Lineage: Eukaryota; Viridiplantae; Chlorophyta; Chlorophyceae; Sphaeropleales; Selenastraceae. Bases 1 to 405 code for a protein of 134 amino acids. The record is from RefSeq and is a predicted model, not a curated record. The transcript has a single exon.